Messenger RNA from Caenorhabditis sp. 36 PRJEB53466, 4339 nucleotides. Lineage: Eukaryota; Metazoa; Nematoda; Chromadorea; Rhabditida; Rhabditidae. The record is from the annotation of a GenBank genome assembly.
AUGUCAGAAAGACUUCGAGAAAGAGUAAGUUUACACCUGAUCAGUCCCAAAUUACAUUUUCAUGUCAUGUUCUAGCUAGGUUUGCUGUCCGAAGAGUUUGAUGGGAGUCUACGAUCAGUGUCGCCAGCCGGGAGUCGAUCGCCAAGGAGAAUGAGUAGAUCGCCAAGGCCGCAUGGCUCGCAGUAAGUUACCGACCGGUUAAUCUGUUUCUACUAGAAGGGAGAAAGUAACUUGAUAUUUUCUAAACUCUUGCGUCAACUUCAUCCUUUGGAUCAUAUUCCAGUGAAUUAGCAAUAGGAGUUACUCGCCCGUUCGUGAGACAAUCACAUCCGGAAAUUGCCGCGUGGCCAGCUCCACCGACUGCACACCAACUGAGUUGUCUUUCAGGAAACGUUAGGUACAUUGAAAACAGAAAAUAAUAUAUUACACGCACAUAAAACAGAACACCAACUGUGGGACCUGCGCCGCCUUCGCCGGUGCUCCGUAGACAACCAAGUGGUCCUCUGUCACCUUCACCGAUUUCGCCAAUCAGCCAGCACUCACGAACAAGCUCUAAACAUGAUAUCGACAAUUCUGCGACUCUCCUUUCUGUUCUCAAACUUGCCCACGUAGCUAGGGAGUCGUCCAGAAAUACUUCUAGAAAUAAUUCACGUGAGCUUGAAGAUGUAAACGCCAACUAUAAAAAAGUGAUUUUAGCUCAGCCAGCCGGACGGGAGACGGAAUUGAAACGGAAGAUUCAAACACUCGAGGAGACCGUUGCUGAAUACGAACGACAAAAGUACAAUGUGAUGGGAACAUUUAGUGAAUACAGGUGGGGGUUUACUCAAAAUACAUAAAUCGCUGAAAGCCAAAAUAUUUAAGAGAAAGAGUUGCUGAACGAGAACGGAAACUGGAGGCUGAGUACUCUAGCAAGAUAAUAGCGUUGUCGGAAGAAGUUCUCGGCGCCAAAAAGGAUUUUGAAGCGAGAAUGAAAAGUUUCCAAGCUUUGCAAGACAAGUUUGAACGAGAAAAGGAGCAGGCUUUAGAGAAGUUGCGAAAAGAGCAUCAGAAGGAGAUUCAAGUUCUAGAGCAGAGAUUCUCGGAUACGCAGCUGUUGAACUUGGAGCAGAAGUGAGUUCGGUGUUGUCUUCUUUGUUGAACUGUUCGUUCACAGAUACAUUCUUGAAAUUCAACGACUCGAGGAAGAAAGAAAGUCAUUGCGAGCUGAGAAAGAACGUCUCGGAGAAACGUUCGAAAUGAAGUUACGGAGAGCUCAGUCUCUGUACGAAACCGAGCUGACUGCUGCGAAAAUGUUGUACACAAAAGAGUUGGAAGCCUUGAGAGACCACGAAGAAGCGCUAAAGGAAGAACUUCUAGCCCGGUAAGUUUAUAGACAAGGCAUUUUAUGUUUUCUGAAAUUACAGACAAGACGAGUUCCAUGAUCGCCUUCAAGAACUGCAACUGCAAUCGAAAAGAAGCCGAGAAGAUUUGGUUUCUUGCAAAAACGAAGUGACUGCUCUCGAAAAGAAGCUUCAGAACAAAGAAAAAGAAGUACAGGCAUUAACAAAAGAGGUUUGAGUAAUCAAAUAAUCCUAUUUAUACAAUACGAUGUUGCAGCUGGACCAAGUAAAAACUGAAACAAGUGAUAAUAUCCGACGCUUGACUGCUGUCACUUCUGAGUUUUCGGAGUGUAAACUGAAAUUCCAGCAGCAGGAGGAAGAAUUAAGACGAAAAGCUCGUAAGUAACCGAAUUCCGAACUGGAACAUGGGUAGCUUUCAGGAUUGCUCUCAGUCGUGGAAGCAGCAAAAGAAAAACUUGAGUCGGUAAUAUCUGACCUGCAGAUUGAAGUGAAAGCAUUGAAGAACAAAGUGGAGUUCCUGGAGAAAGAACGAUACAAUCUGCAGAGUCAGAGUGAGAGCCAGACUCAGCUGCAAAGUUCUCAAGUGAAUGCCCUGGAAGCAGUCUUGGAUAGUGUCACAAAAGAAAAGGAGACUACGAAGGAACACUACGAAAGUCUUCUUCUCAAAGAAAGACAACAGGCCGAACUCCGGGAGCAUGCUAUGAAGAAGGAGUUCAGCUGCAAAUUGAAUGAGCUGGAGGAGCAAUACACGAGUCUCAAAGAGGAACUGGAAGAGUCAGCCCGUCUCGACAAGGACGAACUCCGCGAAUCGUCUCAGAUAGAAAUCCAAGCUCUUCGAACUGAGAAAAGCAUUCUGUCCGCUGAAAUCAGAGUCUUGACGCAGAAGAUUGAAGAUGAAGAACAAGAUGACAUCACCGAGCAGUUGGCGAAGAUUGUCGAAGACACUACUCAGUUGACUCGUACUCUUGAAGAGUACAGGGAACGAAUAACAGGAAAAGGUACGUUGUUGUCAGGUUUACAAUAGUUCAUUACACUUUUAGACGCUGAAAUCAUGACUCUCCGUAAGCAACUAGAGCAAGAACUCACUCAUACUGAGGAUAGGAACCGAAUGUUGCAAGAGAACACGCAGAAAGAACUUGAAGAGCACAAGGAGUCUCAUUCGAAGACUGUCCGAGUUCUUCGGGCAGAGGUACAGUGUUAAAGGCAAGACAAACAAGUCAUGAGCAUCCUGAUUUACAGAUUGAUCAGUUCAAAAGUGCAUUGGAGAAUGAGCAGGAGUUUGGAAAAGAAAAAGCGCAGAAGAUCAAAGAACUGGAAGCACAAAACGAAAAUUUGGUUUAUCAGCUCGAAAAGGUCAAGGAAGAGACUACAGUGGCCCAAUUGAAUGACAGCGAGGAGUUGAUAAAGGAGAUUGAGACCAAGAACAAGAACAUUCAAGACUUGGAGAAUCAGGUUUCCGAACUCAAUGAGAAGAUGGCAGCUCAGCAAGCCAACAAGGUUAAGUCAGAUAAACUUGAGAAGACGAUCGCCGAGCUGGAGAGUGACAAUAGCUCAAAGACAGAUCAGAUCGAGAAACUGCACUUGAGGUUUAAAAAUUUGUAUUCACUCACUCAAAACUUAUUCGGUUUAGAGUCAACGACAUGUUCGAGCAGGUUGGAAGUAUCAAGGAAGAGCUCGUGAAAAAGAACGAAGAGAUCAAGCAAAUAACUGCAAAGUCUUCUCAACUUUUGGAGUAAGCAGAAAACUCUUUUCAAAAAGUAAAUUCCUUUUCCAGAACAAACACUUUACAAACAACCGUUACUGAGAACAAACUUGCCACGAUUAAGGAAGAACACGAGCAAGAACUGAAGAAAUACAAAGAUGCUAUUGAAGAGAAAGAUGGGGACGUUCAGGACAAGAAAAAGAGAAUCAACGAGUUGGAAACCUUCUUGAAAGAAAGAGAGAUUGAAUUGAAUGACAUGAAGUCCAAGCUCGACGAACUGGUAAGUGGGAUCAAUCCUGCUCAAAACAUUGAAAAGUUUAGACUCAACAGCUGAACGAAGAAACUACUGUUGUUCUUUUUGACAACACGAUCCAAGAGAAAUUGAAUGAAAAAGACCUGACCAUUUAUGAAAUGACUGAAAAACUGGAGUGCAAGGACACUGAGCUCUCCAAACUGCAAGAAGAAAUAGAUGAGCAGAAGCGGAGCGCCGAGAAAACCAUCCAGGAGAAAGACAGACUUCUGAUAGAGUUAAGAUCUGAAAAAGAACAGUUGGAGGCUGAAAAGGCGGAACAGUCACGCAUCGAAGAAGAAGUCGAUACCAUAUUCCACUCAGAAGUUGAUUCUGAAACAGAGUGGAAGGAGAGGGUGGAAGAUUUGGAAAGUGCUCUUCAGGUAAAUGAAACAUAGAAGAUACCAAUAAGUCGAGUUUGUUUCAGAGAAAAAACGAACUGAUUCAACAGUUGCAAGAGAGGCUGACCGAUGAAUCGAGUUCUGAGGGUCAAUCUAAGAAAAGAAUGAGCAUCACUUCCCAUGGUGUAUUCCAAAACUUUGUCAGUCAAAUGAAAGACAAACGAGAAGAGGCUAGCGAGAAACGCACGCGAAAAGAGGCUGAAAAGAAAGCAGAAAAGGAGAAGGAGAAGGCCGAGAAAGCUGCUGCCAAAGAAGCCGCCAAAGAGUAAGUUAUUGGAUGUACUCUUGGAAUUAUCUGAAAUCUUCGUUUUCAGAAUCGCACGCGAGAAGUCGCCAGCUCGCGCCAAGUCUCCCUCAAUUCUCACAAGACUCCGAGAUCGUAGUCCUGCGAAAUCAAAGUCUCCGAAUCUUGAAACAACUCCUUCUACCUCUAGCAGGUAAUUACUAUUGUAUUGUACUGUUUCUUUCUCAAAUUCAAUUCACUUUCAGAAAUCUGUUGUCGCCAUUCGACGCAGAAAAACGAAUGGAGCGCAGUUCCCCGUCUCGGCCGCUGUUCAGUCGAACGAAGAAGGAAAGCUCCGAAAAACGACCAGCAUGGAAAUUUUAA